Molecule: messenger RNA, 3124 nt
Organism: Chara braunii
Lineage: Eukaryota; Viridiplantae; Streptophyta; Charophyceae; Charales; Characeae
Source: the annotation of a GenBank genome assembly
CGGAUUUUGUAAGCGUCCUCCCCCUGUCGCUGCUUGCAUGAAUUUCGUUCGUUGGCGUCUUCCCCCUUGCACAGUGUGUCUCUGCUCGCCGCGAUUGCGACAACGGUUCUGUGUCGACUGACCUGACGUUGAUGGCAGACCUAUACCGCAGGCUGCCUUUGCUGCUGCUCGUCGCUCUGCUGCUGCUCAUCGUUGUCGUCAUCCACAUCUAUUUCCUCGGUCGCGUUCCUGGAAGGAAACAGACGCAUCGAACGCCGAAGAGGUCGACGAAGAUGGAUAAGCUUCAGACCAAGACGAUGAUGUCGGUGGGAGGUGGGGGGUCCUCGCGUCAGCGUUGCAACAGUGCGGAAGGCGGCAAGCGGCCGUACGACCCGGCGCUGUACAGCCACCUGCCGUCCCACGAGAUUCCAUUGCCUCCGAGUGACGACGACGUCGACGACCCCAGAUCCUCAACGGUUCCUCUGGGUAGCGACUCGACGCAAGAUUGGAUGGGGAGCCAGGUGUACAGACACGCAUCGACGCCGACGUACACUGAUUUGCUGGAGGGCCGGACCCCCGCUGGUUACGACGCUGGACUCGUCGAUCUGAGCUUCGGUCUGAGCUUCGGUCUGAGGUCUAGGAGUGGCGAGGGCCUGACGCACACUGUUGUCGUGAACCCGGCUUCUGCCUCCAAACACACAUCGCCUUCCGUGAGGGCGGUUGGCCCUGCGGCUAGCCGUGGAUUCGUUUUGCCGAGGCGGGUGGCUUUGAGUACAGCAAGUGUGGCAGCGUCGAGGACGAAGACAGUUGGAUUGGCAGGCUGCCGAACGACGACGCCAGGCGGUGCAAUCGACAGAGAAGGGGACGACGACGAGCGCGACACCACGGAGGUUGUCGAUCGUCAGUUUUGGGAUGAUGAACGGCAACAAUUGCAUUCCACGAACACGGCCAGCAUAACGAGAGGGGUGGCGAGAAUCAGUGUGGGGGCCGAAGACGAAUUUGAGGACUGCGCUGGUGGAGGGGGCGAGGAGAUCGCUGCGGACGACGACGGUGAUGACAACGACGAAGACGACGACGGCGAGAUGGAGAUUCGUUCAGUAGGGAGGAAGCGCGGAGGGUCGACGGCGAGAACCAAGAUGGGGGUGACGAGUAGGAAGGCCGUCGACUGCGGAAAGAAAUGGGACAACCUGUACCAGCAGUUCAAAUCCGUGCACAAGUUCAUGGGAGAGUCCGGGAAGCCUAACUUCUUCACACUAACGCCGGGGGAGAGGAGGGAGCGGGGGUUCGACUUAAGGAUGGAUGAGCGCGUGUAUUCGGAGAUGAAGGCGAUGUCCGGGGGUGAUCACACUAUACACCCCACGAAUUUCGUGGACACAGGUGCGCUAGGAGGUGUUCAAUUGCCUGGCACGGUUCGUGGGCGAAACGAAUCCGGCGGUAGUGACGUAGGGGGGGGCGGUCAGAGCGACGAUCGCGGAUCGACGAGGGAUUCGUCGUUCUCCGGUGGUGGCGGUGGCGGGGCCGGCAAACGAAAGAAUGUCAGACAGCAGACCUUCGAGGCGAUGGCGGACGUCAUGAAGGAGCACGGGGCGCUGAUGUCAAUGACGGUGGACAGCGCGAGCAAGAGGCAGUGCUCGAUUUUGACGAGGCAAUGCGACAUUCUGGAGAGAGAGAUACAAGUGCAGAAGGAUCACUACGAGAAGGCUGACCAGGCGAACUUCAUGAUCCAAGCGCCGCAACUUUUUGCAUUCGGCAUGCACUUCUUUGUGGACGACAUGGCACCGCGCGGCGCUUCAGGGAAGGCGAAAAGAAACAGCGGAUCGGGCGACGGUGGGGAGACCCAAAAAGGCAGAGGGCACAUACCGAAGUCGAAAAGGUCGCGCUUUGAUCACGACAGCUCCGAACAUAGUGGGGAUUUGCACGGCGAGGAAGAGUCGAUGGUGGAUGCACAAGGGGCGGACGUCAUGAAGCGAUUGGGGUUUGGGCGGGACGGGGUGUCGAGGGAUCAGCUGGCCGCUCUGAAGCAAGGCUUGGUCGGUGGUGUCGCCGUCUCGUUGGCACGAACCCCGAAGUCGGCAGGGAUUGUCAUGACGGACGCGCACGUGGCGAGACAAGUUCCGCCAAAGGUCGGGCAUGUGGCGCCUUGUCAGCCAAUCCCAGCGCUACAGGCGGGGACUUUAGGGGUGGAAAAAACACCGUCCGCGCAAAAGGUCGACACGACGGCGCGCGGUGGUCGGACGGCGGCGGCGGAUAACACUACUGGGAGCGGAGUCGCGGAGGAUUCGGUGAUGGUGAAGAAUGGGGUUAAAGAGGAUGAUCUCGAAGAGAGGUCAAAGUUGUGGAUCGACUGCGACGCAUUCUGGGGUCAGGGACCGGGGAAGCCAUUGAGGGAGGCGGUAGGUGAUUGCACGGACUACUUCGUCGCCAUCGCCAACGGGGAUGCAGGAGCGGAACCGCCUUCGAUGCUGGUAAUGUCGCCGAAUGAUGUGCCGCGCUUCAAGAUCGACCACCCUGCGCAAUGUGAACCGGCUCUGCGCAGAGUGCGCAACGUGGAGAAAGUGGUGUUGCGUGCCAUCUACGGCAGGAUCUUCAAAUCGUCGUCGAGGUCGACAAGCUUCGCUCCUGCAGAAUCGUACGUGACAGUGGACUUCGCAACAGACGUCGCGCAAGCAGUCUGGCAGGCUUUAGAAUGGUCGAAAGUCGUUUCCCCUGCCCUUGUCUACCACACGCUGGUGAUGAAGAUGGACGUGCCUCUGUGGUUUGUUGGAGUGAAGUUUGUGGAUAGGCCCGAAGACGACGACAUGGCGGCGCGGCAGGAGGCGACAGUUCUGCGCCUGGCAGACUGCUGGACAAAUGCAGUUUGGUGCGGGCAAUGGGCAGACGGUGGCCGCGUGAAACAGGAUAGGUUGACGCGCCUUGCAGAUUGUCUUCGAGUUCUGUUGAGCGCGUGCAUGUGGAUCAUGCGGAUGGGCGGUGAUGACGACCGCUCGCACUACGAGGCAUCAUUCUACGCGUCCAUGGUCGCCAAACCAACACUCAUAGUGGCGGGCUCCUGCAUCGUCAACUAGCGGCGGCACAUCGUUGACACCGCCAACCUCGUCUUAGAUCGUUUGGGGAAGGCCCACCUCACGCUAGGAGAUUACCCGCA